AGUGUGGUAUGGACCGUGAGAGAGGGGAAAAACGCUAUGUGUGUUGGAAAAAGUUUGAAAUGAUCUUACAAAAAAACCUACAUCAAUUGAUUGAAGCUGUGAGUUACUUUCGUGCAAUCAGAUUUCGUGUAGCCUCACUUUCGUCGUAUGUCAUCUAGUUUUACUAGCAUAUCACUGCCGAAGUACAGCGCGUGACAGUUGUUUCGUUAGUAUAAACAACUGACGCAAUGCAAAGCUUUUUGUGCUAAUUCGUGUUGCUAAAUCUAGAGCGUUGCUUAAACUGAAUUACUGAUGUUGAAAUGGCUAAAUUGAGGACGUCUUAUACCAUAAUACAGAAACAGUGCCUCGUGCAACGGAUAGGUUGCUGUAAGUUGUACGGCAUAUGCCCACUUUCGCAUUUACAAAAUAAAUAAGAAAAAGAAUGAAAGAGGAAAAUAAUUAUAUCACUCUCUAAAGCCCGAGUUGUGCAUAAGAGCUUCCCCCAAAUUCUAGUAGAACAUGUAUAUUUCUGACAGAGCAGUCAAUCUGGAAUACCAAAUAUCCUGUGAUACUACUGUCUACUUCAACUGUAGGUAGCUUCACAAUGCUGGACAUUAUAAAUCAUUUCGAGAACAGUACAUGAUUUGGAAUAAUUCUGUCUGCUACCUUCACGUGAUGCACAUAUUGUUAAUUUUUAUAGUGUGUUGGCUGACACCCUCACCUUCCACUAUCUGUUAUUAAGAGUCCAAACUACAUGUGCUUCAGUCGUCAUGAGCCAGUGCUUUGUCUGUUAUGCAAUUAUUUCAUUAACUUAUUGAGCAAAUUUCAAAUUGCGUAGCAGUUAUUAUGAUUGGAACAUAGAAAAUUCAGCUUCCAGGGUUGUUGUAUCCAGGUUUCAUACAAUGGAACCAGAGAAAAGCCCUUCGGCUGCGGUACAGAAAACAAUUGAAGAUGUUCUUGAAGAGAUAGACAGCAACUACUUUGACAGUAUUACAUUUGAUCCUUGUAUUCACGAACUAAAAAAACUUCCUGAUGUCCUCGACAUACAUAGUAUUCAGGCCCGACGGGAAAACUUAAGACAGCAGCAUAUGGUGGUAUCUAAAAGAGUUUUGCAGUUAAUUUUGCAAAAGCAAUCUCAGCGUCAUGAUGAAGUUGCGAGAAUACUGGAAAUUCAGCAGCAGUUACAAGCAGCACUAAGGCUCUGCCGGGAAGGGAGGACAAGCUUGAGUGGAGCUAAAUCACAGUUCACAACUACAAGUUUGGGAAUUCUUGCUAAUUAUCGCAAGAAACAGACGCUUCGAGGCUUGCUACAUUCAUUAAAUACCAUAAAAACAUUGCUGUGCACUGAAGAGCGCCUGCAGGAGUUGCUGAAUGAAGCGAAUUAUGCCAGAGCUAUUAGCUUGCUUCUGGAAUGUCAAAGAGCUGCGUGCACGUACCGCCAUUUUAACUGUGUUGCUGCACUCAGUGGAAAGCUACAGGAUACUUUAGAAAUGGCAGAGGAGCAGCUUGAUGGAGCUUUGACAAAAGUAUGUGCAAAAUUUCAGCCAGAAUUUUAUAACAAUGUAAUGACAGCGUAUCAGUUACUAGGAAAAACACAGAUGGCAAUGGAUCAGUUACACAUGCACUUCUAUUCUGCUAUUCACAAUAAAGCUGUGGAAGUUAUACGUGAGUGUGUGGACAACACUGAAAGUCUUGUAACUGGAGGUGCUUCAAGCUCUCUAAAGCCCUUUCGUCUAUUGUGUCAGAACGUUGUGCCUGAAAAAUUUAUAGAUUGUCUACUCAACUUAUGCAAAUCUUUGUGGGAAGUUAUCUUGAAUUACAACCAAAUGCGGAUGUGGCACAAACAGAAUGCAUGUCAGCAGCUGCACAAAGGGGGUGUUAGUACUGUAAUAGACUUUGAACUGAGUUGUGAUCAGAAGUAUGUGGAGCAAAAACUGGAAAAAGGAAUGUUUCGUAUGUGGCACGAUGUCCAAUCCAGGGUAGGGGCGUAUCUAAUGGGAUGUGACUUGGCCAGGUUCAAAUUUGAAGAGUUUCUUCAAAUUCUUUCAGUUGUUCACAGGUUGAUGGAAGUAGGUGAGGAAUUUUGUGGAAGCAAAUCAGAAGAAUUACAAAAUUCUAUUCGAGAACAGAGUACAAAUUACUUUAAAAGUUAUCACAGAGAACGCUUGGAAGAGCUAAGGCUGUUCUUAGAAAAUGAGAAUUGGGAACUCUGCCCUGUUAAAAAUAAUUUCACUAUCCUUCAGUUACAGGAAUUCAAAUCAUUGCGAAAUGCUCUGAAAGGGAUAAAAUUUGAUGAAGGUAGCAGCCUGAACCUCACAAGUCAUACAGCAAGUCCUGACUGUAGUACCAGUAGUGCCCAUUCACAAGAUAGCUCAUCAACUGCUGGAGGCUAUUUUCUACGUUACUCAGAAUCAGGGUCACCAUUUGAUAUUAUACCUGUUGAGUCACAGGAGGAGGACAUCUUGGCCAAUAUAAGGGAUGGCAUGUCUGUGGACUACAGUGAUGAAAGCGAUGACGACGUGCCAGAAGAUGUAAAGAAAGACUUCGUUGAUGAAGGAGGGGGUGAUAACAAUAAAAAUCCAAAACCAUUUGUAAGGAAGCAGGUGCAACAUGAUUUUCUUAAAGUCCCUGUACUCACAACUACAACAUUAACAGUUCUGCGUUACUGUGGAAAAUAUCUGCAAAUGAGUCAGCUACUGCGACGUAUUGCAAGUGACGUCAUUGCAGGAAUGAUUCAGUUGUUUGAAUACUACAUGUAUGCUGUUUUUGUCUUCUUCACUGCUGACCUGCAAGGACCUGAAAAUUAUACUUUCAGUCUUAGACUUCAAGCAACAUUAAAACAUAUAGAAGGAAGCCUCAUUCUCCUUGAUAGAUCAGAUAGCGAAAUUCAGUCACAGAAGAAUAAGAUAGCACGUCCAUAUAUGUCUCCAGAUAUUGACUUGAGUCAGUCUCAGAGACUCUAUGGUUUGCCAAAAAGAAUUAUUGCUGUUGAGUCACUAGUUCAUUUAGCAAAGCAGCUGGAGUCAUUAAAACCAUAUGUAGAACAGCUGCUAGAACAAACAUGCAAGACUGAGCCAUAUUUUCAGCAAUUCUAUACGCAAACAAUAAGUGCAGCAGUUGACCUUCGAAGGCCAGUGUAUAUGUGUGUCUCGCAGCGCAUAGUAGAUUUUGGUAGAAUGUUGCACCUAAUGAGCAAAGUUAAUUGGGAAGUGAAGGAUGUUAUGAGCCAGCACAGUGACUAUGUUGAUGCCUUAAUGAUGGAGUUAAAAACAUUUUUCUCCCAGCUGGAGAGUGUUGCUGCAAUAGUGCCGUUGUCUCCAGAAGUGAACAAAGUGCUUUGGAGUAACCUCAUAGAACUGAUAUGCAACACCUUUGUUGAAGGGUUCUCAAAUGCAAAGAAGUGCUCCAAUGGAGGAAGGGCAUUAAUGCAGUUGGAUUUUACACAGUUCCUAACACAGCUGGACAAACUUGUGAUGAUCCGCCCAAUACCAAAUAAAGAAUAUGUAGAAAUGUAUGUAAAAGCUUACUAUCUUCAGGAACCUGCUCUAGAAAAAUGGAUUAAAGAGCAUAAUGAGUACUCCAGUAAACAUUUGUUGGCCCUUGUGAGCUGUACGUGUCAAAAUCGAAAGAAGUCACGCUUACGCCUUUCCUCAUUGAUUGAGGAACUGGGGAGGUGAUGAUUGGAGUAUCUUUGUAUGGUCUUUCUGAGUGAGUGAGUGAGGUGAGGAACAUGAGUCUGUCUCUCUCAAGUGCAAUUUUACACACAAACACACCAAGGAAAUGACCAACAUUGAUGUACCGUAGAGCUUUCAAAGCAAGAAGCAGCCUAGUUAAUUUUACAAGUAUUAUUUCAUGCUAAAAAUUAUGAUGUGAAUCUCAUUGAUAACUCACCAUUCCAUGUACAUGUGUAAGACAGAAGGUACAAAUUGUGCUGUAGGUCUCUCUCUCAUUCUCUAAUGAUAACUGAUGACAUGGUAGAGAAUCGUUACCUAUAAUGUUGAAUGAUAUUUUGCAUAUUAUAUAUGUAUUAAAUUCUUGUUAUGUUGGAUUAAAAAUAUAAAUGACUA
Molecule: messenger RNA, 4046 nt
Organism: Schistocerca serialis cubense
Lineage: Eukaryota; Metazoa; Arthropoda; Insecta; Orthoptera; Acrididae
Gene: Vps50
Product: syndetin
Exons: 21
Coding region: 882-3656 (924 amino acids)
Biological process (GO): endocytic recycling; retrograde transport, endosome to Golgi
Cellular component (GO): EARP complex
Molecular function (GO): SNARE binding
Source: RefSeq, a predicted model, not a curated record